Acanthopagrus latus (yellowfin seabream) is the source of this 1902-nucleotide messenger RNA. It is a transcript of the gene dhdds, whose product is annotated as dehydrodolichyl diphosphate synthase. Gene Ontology annotation, cellular component: dehydrodolichyl diphosphate synthase complex; endoplasmic reticulum. Gene Ontology annotation, biological process: polyprenol biosynthetic process. NCBI's taxonomy places the organism in Eukaryota, Metazoa, Chordata, Actinopteri, Spariformes, Sparidae. The transcript has 9 exons. The coding region runs from base 370 to 1377 and encodes 335 amino acids. The record is from RefSeq and is a predicted model, not a curated record. Gene Ontology annotation, molecular function: ditrans,polycis-polyprenyl diphosphate synthase [(2E,6E)-farnesyl diphosphate specific] activity.
CCGCUACGUCACUUUACUCCGAUGCGGAAGCGAUCGUCAUCGUAAAAAAGGCUGUGAGUUGGAGGUGUCUGUGAGAUGGGAUCGAACCGCGGCGUUUUUCUGCGAUAAGACCAGCUUGUUGCUCGGUGGUUUGAAUGAAAGGAGCGGUGUCGGUCCACGGUUGGUGCUGUGCGGACGGUGUGUGAGUGGUCUCGUGCCUUUUUUUAAGAAAAAAAAAAAAAGCCUCGCAGCAGUUUUAAGUUGACUGCAUGUCUCGUGAGGCAGAGCUGCCUGUUAACGGACGAGUCAGCCACUCUGCUGCAUCGAAGACGAGAUGUUGUUUUUAAAAUGACACUCUAAUAUAACACACUCGGAAAGACCGUUUUCAAAAUGUCGUGGAUAAGAGAAGGUGAACUGAACCUCCUGGAAAAGAUUUCAGCGAACAUCCUGAAGGCUGGACCCAUGCCCAAACAUGUGGCGUUCAUCAUGGACGGUAACCGCCGCUUUGCACUGAAGAACAACAUCGAGCGGCAGGAAGGGCAUAUGCAGGGCUUCAACAAGCUGGCAGAGACACUACGUUGGUGUAAACAGCUGAAUAUCCAAGAAGUGACGGUGUACGCCUUCAGCAUUGAGAACUUCAAGCGCACUAAAGAUGAGGUGGAUGGGCUGAUGGAGCUGGCCAAGCAGAAAUUUGAGCGGCUGUUGGAUGAAAGAGAAAACCUGGAGAAACACGGUGUGUGUAUUCGUGUGCUGGGUGACUUGAACAUGCUGCCACUGGACCUCCAGCAAAUCAUCGCCAAAGCUGUGGUCACAACCAAGGCGCACAAUAAAUGUUUCCUGAAUGUGUGUUUCGCCUACACGUCAAGAUAUGAAAUCACCAACGCUGUGAGAGAAAUGGCUUGGGGAGUGGAGCAGGGCCUGAUCAAAGCAAGCGAUGUUUCAGAAGCGUUGCUCAGUCAGUGUUUGUACAGCAAUAACUCUCCCAAUCCUGAUCUGCUCAUCCGCACAUCUGGAGAGGUUCGCCUCAGCGACUUCCUUCUUUGGCAGACUUCCCACUCUUGUAUAGUGUUUCAGUCAGUUCUGUGGCCAGAGUACUCAUUCUGGAACCUGUGUGAAGCCAUUCUCCAAUAUCAACUAAAUUACAAAUCCAUCCAGAAAGCCAGAGACCUACAUCGAGAGCAUCAGGCCUUGCUGCAGCUAGAGGCGGAUCGAGCCUGCGUGGCGGAGUACCUGCAGCACCAUGGGAAUGGAAAACCUGCCGAUGCCCAGAGAAGACAAGAGGCACUGCUGCACUACACCACCUGCCGGGAAGAACGAAUUCAGGACUUCCUAGACGCGCUGAAGCACAAGAGAGACUCUUUCUUUAAUGACUUAGAGAGCGAAGCUGUUGUGGCGUAGGAAGGCUCAGAAGAAACAAACCCCAUGUUGAAAUGGGGAUGAAACCUCUCCUGUGCUCUUCCCAAAAGGGCUUUUUGUGGAAAAGUGGGAAGAGUGAGCAGUAACUGGGAAUGGUUUCAUUUGGGUUACUGGUUUGUGCAAGUUGAGAGGGCAGUUUUACCCCUAUGGGGCUGUAGAAUAAUUGAUAUUUAUGAUUGUAGAUUUAAAAAAAAAAAAGUCUAACACGUGGAAAUGUCUGGUCAAGAUGUAGUUAAAUGGUGUAACUCGUCUGUCAAAUGCAUGCCAGUGGAAGAUCAAAUCUUAUGAGUGAACGCCAGGGAUUCUGUGUUGUGGAGAUGUUUGCAAAGAAGAAAUCAUCCAGAUGAUAUAAAUCAGUCCAGUUUUUUUUUGUUUUUUUUUCCCCCUGAAGUCCCAAAGGAGGUGUUGUCUGUUGAGUGUGAUGUUGAUGACAUAACUAGAUUUUGACCAGCUUUCUCAAACAGAAUAAAGUGGUAUGUCAGAUGUGAUUAAAUAAUGUGUGAUCCA